GGAAAGCGUCCUAAUCAAAACAAACAGAACACAAAUUUGACAGAAAAUUUAAAUUUUUGUUUCUUUCAAUAAGCUUCGAGAAAUGAGAUUAAAAUUUUCAAAUUUUAAAAGACUAUGAAGAAUGGACCUCAUUGAAGAAAUCCAUCGCAUCUUGGGAAUUCCUUUAAAGAACAUUAAGCAGUAUGCUUUCGAUGAAGCUAUAUGCUUGAUUCAUAUUUCUUGGCUGAAAUAUCUAAGUUCUGGAACUAAAAUUCCUGGUGAAUGUCUUGCAAAUGCGUUAGCAGAAGACAAUCUUAUAUAUCUAUUUUCUAUAUUAGACACACAAGAGAAUUGUGUUUGGAAAUUUAUUACUAUAAAUUUAAUUAAAAAAAAGGAGGGAAAUGUUUCUAAGUUUCAUAAUUCUGAUGUGUCUUUGCCACAAUCUCUUUCUUAUUCACAACUUAUUCAUUAUGUGACAAAAACAAAUUACAAAAAUUUGUGGGAAGAAGCCUGGAAAAAAUAUCACUUAGCAGAUAGUACUAAGAAAGCAAAACCUAAAGUGACUUAUUCUGAAGCUUUGUGUGAUAUUUGGAAGAAUUUGUUUAAACUAAAUGAAAGAAGGAAAGAAAACAACAUAAUUGUUCAUUCUAAUCCAGUUAUCAAAGAGACAAGCCAAGCUAACUUUUUGCAAGCCUUUUGUGUAGUGGAAACUGCUAAUUAUGCUCUUCUGUUAUGUGAACAAAUCAACUGUUCUUUGAAUGAUAUUUCACUUUUCAGUCCUCACAUACUUGGUGGAUCAACUGUUCAACCUUUAUUUGUAGUCUAUCAAUUGUUACAAGCUUUAUGUUCUGCGCAUGAUUCCGGUGUAUUUUUGGGACCUAUUACCUUGUCUACAAUAAAAGUGAAAGAAAAUAUGUGGAUUAAAGUAGCACCAAAAUUGUUUCUUCCUAUUGAAGAAUCUAAUCAUGCUAAUAGUUCCUUAAAAGUUCAAAGUGACAAAAAGUUUAGUUAUAAAGAUAAAAAAAGUGAAGUUACCUUAACUUCUCUAGUUCAUGGUUGGAUGAGUGGCAAUAUUAGCAACUUUGAUUAUCUAAUGUUUUUAAACAUGCUUGCUGGAAGACAGAUGAAUAAUCCUAAAUGUCAUUAUGUCAUGCCAUGGAUUAUGGAUUUUUCUGUUCCUGAUGGAGGCUGGAGAGAUCUUACAAAAUCAAAGUUUAGAUUAAACAAGGGAGACAAACAGUUAGAUUUAAUCUAUGAAUCGGCUAUUGAAGCUAGUCGUUCAACAUUAUCAAGUAACAGUGUUCUACAAGACACUGCUGUUACAGUUCCACAUCACACUUCAGAUGUUUUAGCUGAUAUUACAUACUAUGUGUAUAAAGCAAGAAGGAUGCCAAAAUCUUUUUUGUGUCAACAUGUGCGUCCAAAAUGGGUACCAGCUGAAUACCCAAUUUCAAUUGAACGUCUUCAAGAAUGGACACCAGAUGAAUGUAUUCCGGAAUUUUUUUCUGAUCCUAUGAUUUUUUAUUCUAUUCAUUCAGACUUAAAUGAUCUUGGUAUUCCAUGGUGGUGUGAUAGUCCAGAAGAUUUUGUGGCAAAGCAUAGAAAUGCUUUAGAAAGUUCUCAUGUCUCUGAACGGCUUCAUCACUGGAUUGAUUUAACUUUUGGUUAUAAACUUUCUGGUUCAGCUGCUGUCAAAGCAAAAAAUGUCUGCUUACCAUUAGUUGAUCAGCAUACAACAGUCCAGAGUUAUGGAAUGGUUCAGUUAUUUACACAUCCUCAUCCCCAUAAGUUGAUCAAACAUUUAUUUUUGAGAACUCCUCGAAUUUUAAAGGUGUCUGAUGCAAAAGAGAGUGGUGAUGAGGAAGACAGCAUGGGCAAGUCCAGCUUUUUUAAAACAUUUAGAUCAAAAUCUUUAAUACUUUCAUCUGAUCACUCAGAAUCUAGACCAGAAAACCAAAUUAUUGUCUUACCCAAGGAUUUCAAUUCAUUAUCUUCUCUUUCCCAUCUUGAAGCUCUGCAUACUUUUCAAUCUUGGUUUGAUGGAGAAUAUCAUCAUUUUAAUGAAUUUAAGGACUAUUCUCAAAUGAAUGAUGUUUCUGUAAAUUAUUUGCGAAGCAAAGAUAUGGUAGUUCUUGGUUGUCUGAUUAGUGAAAUUGCUUUAUCAGCUCAUUGCAAAGUUUUACCUCAAAACUCUUCUCUUAAAACACGAUAUGAUGACCUACUUAAGCUAUUACGAAUAUAUAGACAAGAAAUACCAAGAUCAUUUAUUGACGUCAUCAAAUUACUUUUACAAGUGUCUUCAUCUUUUGAUCCAACCCAUCCUUUGCCUAUCACAGAUUGUGGAUUGCCUUUGCCAUCGCCUCAUCAAUUACUGUUGCACCAUAUUCAUACAAUACCUUUUCCUUCGUAUUUUCCUGUUUUAUACAAUUUUUUACUCCAUCUUAAUAAAUUCUCUGAAGAAAUACAACUUCACUUUGAAAGAAGUCUUUAUGAGCCGGAUGUAAUAAAGGACCUCGAAACAGCUUCGAAGAAAAAGGUUUUAUAUGCUUUGGAUGAAUUGCAGAAGCUUUUGCCUGUAUUAAAUGGAGAAGGCAUUAACCUUGUUACUCCUUACAUCCAAGAAAUGUUUUCUUGCUCUCAUACUGCUUUACUUUCAACAUGGCAUUUAUUUGGUUUUAUUGCUCAAAUUCUUGGACCUUUACACACUUGCAGAAAAUUUCUAAAACUUUUGGUGAAAGUAUUUGAGGCUGAUAAGACUUCACAAAAGCACUUAAAACUAUAUCAUCGAACAUUCAUUUUACAACUCAUUGUUGGUUUAGGUUUACAUAGUUUUUUGAUUCAUUUUACAACCAUUUUAAUUGAAGCUAUUGGAGGCUGCAAAGAUUACACAUAUACAUCUUUAAAAAGCAAUGAGGAGCCCAUACAAAUUGAAGAGGAAUCAAAAACAUUGGAAAAAGGAUGUCUCGAUACAAAUGUAUUAGAUGGAGGUGCAACUGUUGAAAAUAAAGAAAUACUCGAUUCAGAUUUGAGCAAAGAGGUCAACGAGAGAGUUGAAAGGCCUUCAAUGAUGAAUGAAGAAAGAAAUGUAUCUGAUGUUUCAGCUGAAAGCAUGCUGUGGUUAGCUCACAGAUUAGGUCCCGUUCUCACUGCUAGAUAUUUGACUCGGAAUUUACUACGAAUGUUAACUCUAUGUUAUGACAGCUCAGAAAAAAGAGAGAUUCUAGAUAUACCCCCUCAUGAAGCUAAGAUGUUGAGUAUUAGUUGCAAAUGGUUAACUGGUGAUUUAAAUGCCUUUAAAGUGUUGGACUGCUUAUCUAGUAUAGCAUCGCUUUAUGGAGAACAGUUUAUUAUGCUUCAGUAUAUGAAGCAUAUAGCUGAUUUACUCAAUCUAUGCCGCAAGAAAAUCCCUGCAAGUCUUGAAUCUGGAUUGCAUGGGGCAAUGGCCUUAUUGCAGCACAUAAUACCAUUUAUAUCUGAUCAGACACUAAUGGAUCAUUUGCAGGAACUUCUAAUCAAAGAUAUUGUUCAUUUGGUUUUACGUCUUAUAUCAUCACUGAGACUUACUUAUCCUGGGGGAGGAAAAUCUAGAACAAUGGUUACUUUUCGUAUUUUGGAUGUCAUAUACAUCAUUGCCUUGAGAAUUGGAACAGAAAUGACAAAAAAACACUUCUCUAGUAUAUUUCACAAGUUUUUUUCUUCUUUUGAUAAAGUUUAUAAUGAAAAGGGUGAAUUGCAAGAACUUGACGAUAUAGCGGGUCCAUUUAACGAGCAAGCAUUUUUUGAAAUGAGAGACACUUUUUCCUUUGAAAUGGCAUUUUUGGCUUACAUUCCAUUAUGCAAAUUAACUGGCAGGAAUUACAUGGAAAAGACACUGAAAAAUGAUGAUUUUAUAAGACAACUAUGUAUACAGAGCUCUCUUUCUAAAAAUGAUGCUGCUGUUUCAAGUCCUCAGAUUGCUCAUCGAAGGGAUCGCUCAUUAGGUCAAGAUGAAUCUUUUGUUAGUGGAAUAUUUGGGAAGAAUGUUGUUGUAAUAGGAAAUAGACUUGAUGUUAGACUUGGAGACGACAAUCACACCUUGUUUAGUACAUCUCCUAAUGGUGACAAACCUGCCUUAAAAUGUGAUAUGAAUUUAAUCAAACGAAAAAUGGAUGACAGUCAACGCCAUUUAAAAGGAAAUUGGCUUGCAUACUGGGAGCAUGAAACAGGACGAAGUGAUAAAGAUCAACAUUUUGACUUCAAGCAAAUUAAACUUCAGACAUUCAUCGGUCAUACUGGAACUGUCAGAGGUAUUGAGAUAUUAGAUAAUGAAAAUUCCUUCAUUACAUGUAGCAAAGAUAAAACUGUCAAGUUAUGGUCUUUGAGAAGUUGGGGAGAUGGUUCGGCACAAUCUCCUUCUCAAUGGACAUACACUCAUCAUCGAAAAUCAGUUUUUGCCCUUUCCUUUUUGGAUUCUCUUCGUUUAGUUGGUUCUUGUGAUGGCACAGUUCAUAUUUGGGAUCCAUUUUUGGGCUCCUGCAUCAAGCAGCUGGAACCGACUAAAGGAAGUCCUGUUACUGUUCUUGCUGCAAUGCCAUCUCCCAGUAUGUCAUUUUUAGCAGCCACGACUAAUUCAACUGUCAGGUUUUUGGAUGCACGAACAUGCCGAUAUAUGCAUGAGUUUAAAGUUAAUGUUGGAACAACUGGUUUAAUUCGAUCUUUAUCAGUUAGCCCUAAUGGAAAUUGGUUAGCUGUUGGACAUUCAACUGGGAUGCUUUCUGUUCUUGAUGUAAGAACUGGACUUGUAUUCGGAACGUGGCUUGGACACGAAGGCGAAGUGUUACAAUUGAAAGCUUUUAAUAAUACUAGUUUUCUCACCUCUUCUCUUGAUCAGUCUCUAACAGUAUGGAAAUUUGAAGAUGCUCAAGCAAAGUGUCAUUUAAAAGGUCCUAUGGAACCUGUAACUUGUAUUUGCUUUUAUGGAAAUGAGGUAAUAUCAGGAACUUCAGGCAAUAGAAUCGGACUUCAUUCUUCGACAGAUAAAGCAGCUGUAUACAGCAGUAGCAGAUUACGUUCUGAUACUUUCAAAGGUAUUUUGACAACCAUGGCGCUAUUACCUCUAAAUAGACUUCUUCUUCUUGGAACUGACAAUGGAAAUGUGGUUCUGUUAUGUUAGCAAUAAAUAAGUUUUAUCUAAUUUAAAUUUUUACUACUAUUUAUUUGAAAUAAACCUAUUUUGUAUUUAGUGUCA
Parasteatoda tepidariorum (common house spider) is the source of this 5206-nucleotide messenger RNA. RefSeq names its product WD repeat domain 81 (gene Wdr81). The record is from RefSeq and is a predicted model, not a curated record. Gene Ontology annotation, cellular component: mitochondrion. Gene Ontology annotation, molecular function: phosphatidylinositol 3-kinase regulator activity; protein binding. Gene Ontology annotation, biological process: aggrephagy. Lineage: Eukaryota; Metazoa; Arthropoda; Arachnida; Araneae; Theridiidae.